GUUUCUUUGUUUGCUUUUAACUAGCUUUACUGAACAUACAAGACAUUCAGUUGGAAUACCUAAGUUAGUAAAGCGGUUGGUCUAUACUUGCUGGGUUAGUGAUCUUGUUCCUGGUGUAUCCUCGGGUAUUGUUACCCGUUUGUGAAAGGCUGUUAAGUACAGAGCUAAAAUGUUUCCUAAUUCAUUUCCUAACGUGAUUCAUUGUCUACUGAUGGUUACCAUGGUGAUGGUUGCCCAUACGAAAGUUUGUAUUGAUACUGGUAAGAUGUGCUGGUGGUGGAGUCUAAUGAAAUGGUGCAGUCCUAAAAACAGCUACUCUAAGAAUGAAUGUCCAAAGCGAUGCAACCUCUGCCAUACUGACCCAGUGUUAGUAACUUCCUCGUCAAUGGUAACGCAAUCCACUCCAGUCAUACCAGUAAUACCUUCAAUCACAGCAUCCAUUUCCGUCACACCUCAAUUCUCUACUAGUAUGGUUAUUGCAAGUAGUUGUACUUCACCAACACAAGUGAAAGCAUCUUCAUCAACAGUUCAAGACUGUAAAUUUCCAACAUUACCCUUCAGUCAUAAUGUACUUGAGAAUAUGUACAUGAUUGGUCACGUGUUUUCUAAACAUAUUGUGGUAUCCGAGGCUCACUGUGAGGAUCUGUGUUUGCGCGCGCAUCUUUGCCUGGGUUAUAACUUCAAUCAGGAUCAGAAUGCGGGAUCAAACAACUGUGAACUCCUGGAUCACGUUGAUAAUUUCUCUCCUAAAUCUGGAAGUGUUUUUCGACUGUUUGACAGAGACGCCGCCAUAAGGGAAUUACUAGGAAAUGACGAAGCUGCAAGCGUACGUGCAGCGUGAUGAUUACAAAGACUGACUGAGAGAGCAAAAAAUGAUCAGAUCUUACUGAUUCUAUAUCAAGGACAACACUGCUAUACACCGCAAGUCUAUUAUUGCCUUUUUGUUCUUCGAAAACCACAAAUUAUUCAUGGUUCCCCAUCAGAAAAUAGCGAAGCAAUCACCUUUGCAGCAUUUUCCCAGUGAAAUUAAAUUCUUGUCCCACAAACAAUUAUACAGUAUCUUUUUUAAAGAGUACUAUACGAGGAUAACGAGGCAAUUUUCUCUUACUAUCAAAGGACAUGAUACAAUUCAUAAUCAGUUCCGCGAUCAGAUCUUUAAAUAUCGAGAUAUUUUAGCUAUUUUUUGAGCUUAGUGUGGCAUCCCGGCCACUUUUCAAACCGUUCCACUGCCUAUGUCAUCUAAGAUUCUACCGGGACUGCACAACUCUUCUGUUCUACGACGGUCGUACGAUAUCUCACAGGUCGUACGCCACUCUUUGUGCUGUAGCAUUCGUUGUAAUAAAUAUUAUUAUUAUUAUGAA
Actinia tenebrosa (Australian red waratah sea anemone) is the source of this 1361-nucleotide messenger RNA. RefSeq lists its product as uncharacterized. The record is from RefSeq and is a predicted model, not a curated record. NCBI's taxonomy places the organism in Eukaryota, Metazoa, Cnidaria, Anthozoa, Actiniaria, Actiniidae.